This is a messenger RNA of Nakaseomyces glabratus, 1299 nucleotides long. It is a transcript of the gene ADE12, whose product is annotated as adenylosuccinate synthase. The record is from RefSeq and is a predicted model, not a curated record. Gene Ontology annotation, biological process: 'de novo' AMP biosynthetic process; IMP metabolic process. Gene Ontology annotation, molecular function: GTP binding; adenylosuccinate synthase activity. NCBI's taxonomy places the organism in Eukaryota, Fungi, Ascomycota, Saccharomycetes, Saccharomycetales, Saccharomycetaceae. Gene Ontology annotation, cellular component: cytoplasm.
AUGGUUAACGUUGUAUUAGGUUCCCAAUGGGGUGAUGAAGGUAAAGGUAAGCUAGUUGACAUCCUAGUGAGUCACUACGAUGUCGUUGCUCGUUGUGCCGGUGGUAACAAUGCCGGUCACACUAUUGUGGUCGAUGGUGUUAAGUAUGACUUCCACAUGCUACCAUCAGGCUUGGUCAAUCCUAAUUGUAAGAACUUGCUAGGUAACGGUGUUGUGAUCCACAUUCCAUCAUUCUUCAAAGAAUUAGAAACUUUGGAAUCCAAGGGGUUGAACGACGCUAGAGGCCGUCUGUUCAUCUCAUCUAGAGCACACCUAGUGUUUGAUUUCCAUCAACGCACCGAUAAGCUAAGAGAAUUGGAACUGGCCGGUAGAUCCAAGGACGGUAAGAACAUUGGUACGACCGGUAAAGGUAUCGGUCCAACUUACUCCACAAAGGCAUCCAGAUCUGGUCUAAGAGUACACCAUUUGGUGAACGAUAACCCAGGUGCUUGGGAGUUGUUCGAAAGCAGAUACAGAAGACUUUUAGAAACCAGAAAGCAACGUUACGGUGACUUCGAUUACGAUGCUGAAGAAGAAUUAAACCGUUUCAAGCAAUAUAAGGAAUCCCUAAAACCUUUCGUUGUCGACUCUGUUGACUUCCUUCAUAAAUCAAUUGCUAACAAUGAGAAGAUAUUGGUUGAAGGUGCUAAUGCCCUAAUGCUAGAUAUUGAUUUCGGUACUUACCCAUACGUUACCUCCUCUAACACCGGUAUCGGUGGUGUUAUCACCGGUCUAGGUAUCCCUCCUCAAAAGAUUCAGGAAGUAUACGGUGUUGUUAAGGCAUACACCACAAGAGUUGGUGAGGGUCCAUUCCCAACCGAACAAUUGAACGAACAAGGUGAGAAGCUUCAGUCUAUUGGUGCUGAGUUUGGUGUUACUACAGGUCGUAAGCGUCGUUGUGGUUGGUUGGAUCUUGUCCUAUUGAAAUACUCCACUUUGAUUAACGGCUACACUAGUCUAAAUAUUACCAAACUUGAUGUCUUGGACACCUUCACGGAAAUCCCAGUCGGUGUUUCUUAUAAGUACAAAGGUGAGACUCUAAACUCUUUCCCAGAAGACCUGCUCACAUUGGGUAACGUCGAGGUGGAAUAUGUAACACUACCAGGUUGGAACCAAGAUAUUACUCAAAUCAAGAAGUAUGAUGACUUACCGGAAAAUGCUAAGAAAUACCUAAAGUUUAUUGAAGAUUUUGUCAAAGUACCAGUUCAAUGGGUUGGUACCGGCCCAGCCAGAGAUAGCAUGCUUGAAAAGCAAAUUUAA